This is a messenger RNA of Eurytemora carolleeae, 4526 nucleotides long. Its product is annotated as zinc finger protein 22. Gene Ontology annotation, biological process: regulation of transcription by RNA polymerase II. The transcript has 4 exons. Gene Ontology annotation, molecular function: DNA-binding transcription factor activity, RNA polymerase II-specific; RNA polymerase II cis-regulatory region sequence-specific DNA binding. Bases 269 to 1039 code for a protein of 256 amino acids. The record is from RefSeq and is a predicted model, not a curated record. Lineage: Eukaryota; Metazoa; Arthropoda; Copepoda; Calanoida; Temoridae.
CGCCAAUCAAUAUCAGGCGUAGUUAGUCCUACACUUCACCUCCUACCCUGUGUACCCCCCGGAGUAAGGUUGGGACGCGCAACUCCGCUCUCCCAGUGAACCCGUCCCGUCCUACAGGUGGAAUUAUACCUACCUAGAGUAAUCUUACAGUGUAACAGUUAGUUUCAAACGUCAUCUGGUCAAAGUGAACUCAAGCUACUCAAGCUACUGUGUGUAAGGUGUUAAGGGAUGAAUAUACACCCCAAAGAAAAAAAUUGAAAAAGGUCAAAUGUUGGCGGAUAACUCCGCCAGAGAGCAGAAGGAGGCGGAGAGACGAGGCGGAGUUUUUAAACCUACCGGAGCUGGGAAAAGAAAAGGACAGAACCCCGUGAAACAGAUGGUUGGGGAUCAAAUACCCUUAGAUCUUAGUCUCAGAUCCUCGGAAAGUGAUGUGCAGACCAAAAAGGUGAUUUUAUCCGUUCCUAACUAUAGGAAGAUCUCGAGUUUUCAAUGUGAGAACGAAUAUAUGAAAGAGGAGAAGAAUGAAGUUACCAUAACUCCGGUGAUCAAGACUGAACCCGCCCUGGAUAAGAACUGCAAUGAGAUGAAUAUGGGAAGCACGAUCAUGCAGAGGUUAUUAUCCAACCAUCCUCAGUCCCUCCUUGCUCUUCAGCAUUUCAAGCAGGCGUCCCUUCUUCUCCAGGAGCAGAAUCUACCUGAGGAGACAGAGAUGCAUCAUUCUCUCUGGAGCAGUCUCGUCUCGUCCUCUCUCACUGGAGAUGUUAUCUGUGAUGACAAGAAGAAAAUACAUCGUUGUGAUUUCUCCGGGUGUGACAAAGUGUACACCAAGAGUUCUCAUCUCAAAGCUCAUAAAAGGACCCACACUGGAGAGAAACCAUAUGAAUGUAGUUGGGUUGGAUGCGGUUGGAAGUUUGCAAGAUCAGAUGAGUUGACCAGACAUUAUAGAAAACAUACAGGUCAGAAACCGUUUAAAUGUCAUCUGUGUACAAGACAGUUUUCUAGAUCCGACCAUCUCUCCCUUCAUAUGAAGCGUCAUUAGUACCCGCAGCAUGGUUUAAACCUUUCUCAGGGAACUUUAUACGAGCUGUAGGAAGAGCUUGAGACUAUAGUCGAACCUAAACCUGAACCUGAACCAGAACCAGUGCAAUAAAAUGAAGUCAAUGCAACCUCACUAUUAAAACCUAUCUUUAAUCCCAAACCAUUUCAUUUGGUUAGGGUCACAUUUAGCUGUGCAUUCAUAUACUUUAUACAUUUUGAUGUUGAACAAUGUAAUGUGAAGAUUGUAUAUGUAGUUUAUCUAAAUGGGUACAUGGCAUCAAAAACGUAUCCUGCACACACAUGAUCCAGAUUUUAUAAUAUAAUCCUAAAUUUGUUAAAGUUCCUUAUACACUAGAAAUCCUGAAUAUAAAUCAUAAUACGUAUUUUUUACAAAGUCCACGAUCGUACAUUUUUCAAAUAUGUUAUGUCAACUUCAUUUGAACGGAUGUUGCAAAAUAGUUUGUGCAAACUUCACAGUAUCAAUUUUGCAAUUCCUAUUAACAAGAUACCGUAAACAUAGAACUUUAAAUGGUGGGAAACUUAGAAUUUUAUUUCCCAAGUGUAGAAUCAGUCUCAUGUAAAUCCAUCCUAUCUUCAUGGAAUACAACUUUCCCGCAUUCCUAAACUGUAAACCGUAUCCUGUUCAGUUCCUGCUCUCUAACCUGUUUAGUUCCUGCUCUCUAACCUGUUUAGUUCCUACUCUCUAACCUGUUUAGUUCCUGCUCUCUAACCUGUUUAGUUCCUAACUCUCUAACCUGUUUAGUUCCUGCUCUCUAACCUGUUUAGUUCCUAAUCUCUAACCUGUUUAGUUCCUCAUCUCUACUAUGUUUAGUUCCUACUCUUUAACCUGUUGAGUUCCUACUCUCUAACCUGUUUACUUCCUACUCUCUAACUUGUUUAGUUCCUACUCUCUAACCUGUUUAUUUCCUACUCUCUGAGUCUCUAACCUGUUUAGUUCCUACUCUCAAACCUGUUUAUUUCCUACUCUUUAACCUGUUUAGUUCCUACUCUCUUACCUGUUUAGUUCCUACUCUCUAACCUGUUCAGUUCCUACUCUCUAACCUGUUUAGUUCCUACUCUCUUACCUGCUUAGUUCCUACUCUCUACCCUGUUUAGUACUCACUCUAUACCCUAGUUUCUACUCUUUAACCUGCUUAGUUCCUACUAUCUACCCUGUUUAGUUCCUACACUCUAACCUGUUUAGUUCCUACUCUAUAUCCUGUUUAUUUCCUACUCUCUAACCUGUUGAGUUCCUACUCUCUAACCUGUUUACUUCCUACUCUCUAACUUGUUUAGUUCCUACUCUCUAACCUGUUUAGUUGCUCAUCUCUAACCUGUUUAGUUCCUCAUCUCUACUCUGUUUAGUUCCUACUCUUUAACCUGUUUAGUUCCUACUCUUUAACCUGUUUAGUUCCUAAUCUCUAACCUGUUUAGUUCCUACUCUCUACCCUGUUUAGUUCCUACUCUCUAGCCUGUUUGUUUCCUACUCUCUACCCUGUUUAGUUCCUACUCUCUAGCCUGUUUCUUUCCUACUCUAUAACCUGCUUAGUUCCUACUCCCUAACUGCCAUCUUAUCCAUUCAUUACGUGUCCUCUGACAUGACCUGUCCUGACCAGACCUUUGACCUUCCGUGACCUAUAAACAUGAAUCCGUUGAGCUGUAUCAUGCGUUUUAUAUUUCAGAAUUUUUCUUUUGAUUUUUAUGGUGUGUACUAUUAUACAUGUACUCUAGCUUACCAAACUUGAUGUUGUUAAUUGUAUUUAACUGUAACGGUUAGUUUCUUGUUUACAGUUUGUUUAUGUACACUUUGUUUAUAUUUAUCCCUGAUAUUUACCCGAAGGGAUACGGUUACAAAACAGCAUUUGGACUACAGAAAAGAUUUUAUUAAUUGUAUUUUUAAGAAAAGAUUUUUUACAAAAUUUGAUAAUAAAAAUUUUCAUUUCGAAUUUCACAGACGAUCGAAUACUUGAAAAAUUGCACAUUUGCAGAAAAUUCAUUUCUACCAAACAACUGCAAGAUUUUUAAGGAUUAAUUCGUGGAUUUUCAUCUUUUCUUGCUCGGUUUAAAGCUGUGAGUUUAAAUAUGGGAACAUUGUUAGUAAACAAACAAACACGUUUUGUAUUCAGACUGCUGUCACGUGAUUUUUAGAAUUUGUAUGUUUAGACUCAAUGUGAUAUAGAUUUAGAAAAUUUAAUUGUGAAUAAUGAACAUUGAAUACGGCCUAAAUUAUCAUAAAACAUCUCCUAAUAAUAUUAUUAAGAAACCUUUUAAACAAGUUUCGUCUUGUUUUUCGAAAAACAUUAACCUCAAAGAAAUGAUAAAUUAUCACUUGAAAUUCAAACUUAUUUUUCAUCAUUGAUAAUAUUUGAAAUUUACCAGAACACGUCAGACUAAAAGUCCACGGAUUUUAAUUUUUUUUCAGAAAUAUAAAAAAAUCUUCUUUCAAUUUGGUUAAAGCUUAUAUUAUUUAGAUGCAUGGUCCUUAGAGCUUAGUCUCACGAUAAAAACAAACAUAAAACUGGUUUUAUGUUUGUUUUUAUCGUGUGCUUAAGCUUGCCACCUGCUAGGCUGUUUUCUAGGCCAUCAAUCCAUCCUUGUAGAAAUUAUAAUUUAGAACAUCCAAGAAUAUUGUCAAGAAACAAUUGUAAUCAAUCCAUAAUACAAUUUACUACCAUAUGACGUCAUGUUUAUCCUUAAUUUUACGUCAUUGGUGCAGGGUAUUUCGGAUUUUUAGAAUUCAUUUUGAUUUUAUACAACUGUUAAGAAAAGUUAAUCACAUAUAUCAUUUUAAACAGCUCCUUAGUUUCAAAUUUCAGAACAUUGUGUUUUUUUUUUAUUUUUAUGAAUUGAUUUAAAUGACGUUAGGAUUAGGGCAGUCCGAACCAAAUGGAUAAAUUUGAAAAGAAAUCUAAUUUUCAUUUUUGUACAUAUACUUACAUAACUCAAAUAUCCUGGCUUAGCAUACAUAUGUGAUUUUCUUUUUUAUUGAGACUGUCCAUAAUCGCUCAGAUAUUAGCUUAAACUGAUAGAUAACUUUACACGUCCAUUUCUGUAGAGCAUGUUUAGAUAAACUUAGUUCCGCGGCAUCCUAAACAUCCAGUCCAUUUAGAACUGUCAUGGCGGACUUUUAGCUACUGUAGAUAUGUAACCGGUUCUAGAACCGCGUAGUUUCAAUGGAACACGCAUGCGAAUCUUAGGAUGAGAUUUACGUACAAAAUUGUACCAUAUGUACAUAUGAUCAGUAGUCUUUGUAGUACCAAAAAGUACAUGAUUUAUAGUGGAGAACAGGUUCCUACUGGUUUUUAAAUGUUCAUGUACAUUAUUAGUACAUUAAUAUAAUGUAAAGCGUGGUACUGUAAUGUAAAUUGUACACUUACAGUACAGUACACACGGUCUAUUUGAAAUGUGAUAGGCUAAACCUGUGUGUUGUAAACUAGAACAUGUAUUUAGAAAUUGUUAUAUAGAUAAUAAAAUAUUGAAAUGCGUUA